GGCGAGGAGGUUGACGGGAGAAGAGGUACCUUUUCUGUGAUUGGCUGGUUGCGCCAGCAGCGCUUGCCGAGUAAUGGCUGCCUCCGGGAAGUCCACGUUGGUGCUGAAGUCAGUGAAGUCCAUCGCUAUCCGCUUUUGUCCCUUCGAGUCCAACGUGAGAUCUGCGAGGUGAGUCCCUGCCAGUGUGAUGAUAGCCGCCUCCAUAGUGCCCGGAUACCCACAUAGAGCUAGUGGAAAGCCUUGCUCCUGUCCUCAGCCUUCCCUUUAAGGUCAUUCAAGGCAUGGGGACUCUGUGUAAAGCGGCACUGCCACUUGUAGGGUCUCUCCACUGUCUGAAAACACUGCACAGGGUGAUAUGCCCGCCUGGGCGACAUACUGCCUAAAGGAAUACUUUAGGCACCAUAACCACUUCACCUCAAUGCAGUUGUUAUGGUACCUGGAGUCCCUGUCGUCUUCUUACCUUCCAGCGUUGCACAAGUCGUAAUGUACCCGGGUUGCCCAUCAUCUCGCCUCUGAAAUGCCAACGUGUACCACAGCAGCAGCGAUAAUGUCAGCUGACGUUGUCCGCCUAGCACUGGUCACCCGUUGCGAGUAAUCGUAGUAGAUUUUUUUUUAUAAUCAUAGUAUAGUACGUUUUUUUUACGAGGUAAGUGCGCGUAUUCUUUAUCUACACUGUCAGGCGGAGGAUAGGGUCAGCUGACAUGGUGCUGUCCCUUUGCUGCUUGAGCGAUUGCGCCCACUUUUGCUGAGCACCGACUGAGAGUGUAAAAGGUGCCUGUUAACCCCUUAAGGACACAUGACGUGUGACAUGUCAUGAUUCCUUUUUUUUCCAGAAGUUUGGUCCUUAAGAGGUUAAACGGCUCGCAAAUGGUUACUCAUUGGUAGAUAACAUGUCACCAGUGAGCUCCAAGCACUGUAACCACUUAAUCGUGAAGAUGUGUUCAUGGUGCCCAGUGUAUUCCUUUAACUGUUUCUCCCUGGCGGCCCCAUCUUCUUACUGCUAUACUUUUUAGGUUCCUAGCAACGUCACUCACCGGGGUGAGGCUCUGAGCAUGGGAACUCCUCCACAGCAAGGCCCUUGUUUGGUAGCUCAUAUCUCCCGAAUGUUGUUCGUGUAGGUGGUCGAGAACUGGGGCUGCCCACUUCGGGAGACAAUAUGUCCAUGCUCUCGGCCACGUGUUCGGUCAUACGAACUGGCGGCCACCCGGGGAAGCACUUAUUGUUUCCCUUGCAGUUUUGCACUAUAGUGGUAGGUGUCAACGUUCUAAUUGGGCACAGGGGUGGUCCUCGUUUGGGAGACAAAGGGAUUCCGGUUUCUAUGAAGUCUCCCGAACAGCCAAAGAGGAACCACGCAAAAUAAUAGGAGAAAAACACAUGAAGGGUAGAAGUUUUAUUACAGGGGGUACAGCCAAAAAAGGAGAACAAAAAGGAUCUGGUAAGCGUCUAUUCCUUUACAGCCUGCAAAAUCAUAGGUGGCUCAUAAACUGUGAGAAGUCUCAACUGACCACAACCAGAUAGUUCAGCUUUUUGGGACUAAGCCUAGAUCCCAUCUCUAUGAAACGCCUGUACUUCCUGUAGGGAAGUAACGAAAGCAAGCUCGAUUCUCAUGGGGAAAUAAAAAGACCUGUAAUAUCAGCUAUUCCAGUGGUCAAGUGGGCCAAAGCCAAGAUGAGAGCACUAGAUUGACAUUUUAGCAGAAUUGGACCAAUGGGAUGGUUUACUGGAUCAUUGAAUGUCUUUAUGGGAAGGCACUAUCAAAAGUUUCAGUUGCUGGAUGAUGACACAUUUUCCUUCAGUAGGGCCUUUCGUUCAGGCUAAAGAGUUCAACCUGAGGUUGGUUGAGGUUAAACAAGAGUUAUAGGCCAGAUUUCCUGGAUUCUCUAGCUAUGAUAUUGAAUUUCCAUUUCUCAUACAUUUUUUUCCCUCCAUUUGUUCUUAUCCCAUGGGUGGUAAACAAAAUCAUCAAAGAAAAUUCUCAAGUGAUCCUCUGAAUUUCUUUUUGAUUAAGGAGAAGUUGGCUCUCGAAACUGAUGUGCCUUUCAAAAGGAAAUACUGGACACUUUCUUUUAAGGAGAACAUCCUGGAGUAUUAUCUCCAUCCACUAGAGACUAUGAAGAACUUUAAAUUGACAGCAUGGUGUAUGAAUGGCAGAUUCUCUCUCUCCUCCAGGGGUUUAGAAGCAAAUGUUAUUGCUAUUAUAGUACAAGCUAAAAAGGAUUCCACAAGUAAAGUUUGAGGAUUUGAAAGAAGUGUGUAUCAUACCGACAAAAUAGACCCUCUGCUUCCAGCUUUUGUUCCAAACUUUGUAAAAUUUCCUCAACUGGUAUUUUUCAAGGGACCUCGAUCUGAAUCCAUGAAGUUUCAAAUAUUCUGCAUUAGGUUCUUCUCCGUUAGCAAUCUGGGAUUGCAACCACUGAUCUCUUGAUUCAUCAGAGUUGAUUCCAAUCUAGCUCCUACCAGUGGAGAAAUCAUUUCUCUUCUGGGAUGUAAAUUUAGUUCUGUCGCCACUUUGCGAACCUCCCUGUGAGUCCAUGUCAUCAUGCAAUAUCUACAUUCAUGGAAAACUAUAUUUUUGUUGACCAUUACAUCAGCCAAAAGACUGGGGGAUUUAAGGCUAUUACUCAUACUGAACCCUACCUGGUUUUCCAGUUUGACAAAGUCAUUCUAAGAUUACACCCAUCUUUUAAACCCCAGAUUUCUUCUCUGAAUAACAUCAGUCAAGAAAUAAUUUUGUACGCAUUAUGUAAGAAUCCAAAACUCAAAGAAGUAAGGUUUCCUUCAUUCGAUGUAAAGAGCUAUAUUUCAAUAAUUUGGACAGAACCAAGAAAUUUUGUAAAUCUGCUCCUUCUAUUUGCCCUUUACAGAGGAAGCAACAAAGGUUAACAUAGCUUCCACGUGACUAAAGUUGAUUUGGAUCAAAUAGGCUAUUUCUCUAGCUUACUAAGAAUAAGUCUCCUCCGUUACUACAAGCACAUUUGCUAUUUUAACUUCAUGGGCCUCUAAGGCAUUGGCCUUUCCAGAAGAAAUCUGCAAAGCUGACACUUGGUCUUCCAUUAGCAAAUUUACCAAGUAUUACCGAUUUGGAUGUUAAGGCCUCUAAAGUUUUAUGUUUUGGGAGUAAGGUUCUGGUUAAAUGUAGACCAGACCCAACCAUUCGUAAACAUAUGUAUAUCUCUUGAGUGUGUACUGCCUCUAUCUGCAGUGGUAACACAAAAUUUUACUUGCCGUAAAAAAAUAUUCAGUAGGAUUAGAGGCAGUGCAAGUUUCCCUCUUUAUUGAUAUUUUGCAGUACUUUUUUUGUGUAAUUUCUGGAAAUGUUUGGGCAUUGUGACAAUGUAUACUGUGGGUAGGAGGAGUAUUAGGAGGGGAUCAAAGUCUCUUCCUUAGGCUGCCUGUACUGCAGAAGAUCCCUCAGGUGUGUACUGCCUCUAAUCUUCAUUCUGAAUUAGAACCUUCUCCCCCUCUCUCUAUAUUUCCUAGUGUUGUGCAGUGUUUUUUUUUUUUUUUUUAAGACUUUUUUUUUUUUUUUGGUGCGUUUCAGACUUUCAGAGGGCACUAUAGUGUUAGUAAUGCAGAUUUGUAUUCCUAACACUAUAGUCUCUUUAAAGAGCUUUCAAGCUCUAUAUUUGUCUGUUUUUGUGGGGGGUUUUCCCCCCAAAUCUGUGAAAUGUACGAUUGAAAGUGCGGGCACAGGCAAGUCAGUAAGCUGAAGUGGUUAUAGUGUCUAGAGUCUUUUUUAACUUAAUUCAAAUGCUGUUAAUUUGUGGAAAUUUUUAUGUGUGCGUGACUUAAAGAUUUGUAGACAAUGUUGACUGUAAUGGAUUCCUUUCUUUUGCAGGUAUAGAACCCCAUGAGACUUUAUCUACUUUAAGUUGUUUUGUUUAAUUUCUGUAUAUUUCCCCUAUAUAAGUUUGUAGACAUUAUUUAUUUUAUCUUGCAGAGAAUUCUUGGAAGCUAUAAAUUUUAAAAAGGUUCGUACGACAAACCUAAAGUGCCAGGUGACUGUAGAUGCAAGACACGAUAAAUCUGAGCCUCAAGUAGACAUUCUGUUUGGUAAGUAGCCCAUAAUAUGUAAUCCAGAAAUCUCAGUCAGUGAUGUUGAAGGAUAUGUAUCCCAAGGUCCAUGUGUCACCCCCUUCUUCCAUGCUGUAAAUGUGUGGUUAAGGAUCACAAAAAAACUGUACAGGGUUCACAUAAUGGGUGAUUAUCAUUGCCAUAUUAAAAAAAAAAAAAAAGUUUUGAAUACAGGGACCCAAUUAUCUAUGUAUGAGCAAAUUAUAUAUAUAUAAAAAAAAAGUAAUACUGCAGUAGUCCACUAGAGGCCAUAAGAGACUGGUACAUUGCGCACGAUUGUUGAAGAAAAGAAAAACGUUAACCUGAAAAUGUUAGCACUGAAAGGUUUAGUUACCAAAGUGAGAAUUCAAAGUGAAUUUCAAAUUUUUAAUGUCAAAAUAGCCAAACUGGAGCAAUUCUUGAACUAUGCUUCCAGAUUUAAAUUUAAAAUUCACGCUGAAUUCUCACUGUAUAAAAUAAACCUGGGAGUGAUGCAACAGCAUUAUAAUAUAUAGAAAUAAAGUGGUAAAUACUUUCCUUUGAAAAAGUUUGUUAAAAUUAACUAGGGAUCGACCGAUAUUGGAUUUUUUAGAGCCGAUACCGAUAUUCUGUGAACUUUCAGGCCGAUAGCCGAUAUAAUUUGCCGAUAUUCUGUACAUUUACCAUUUUGGAAAAUAAAAACUAUUUCUAAAGGUAAAUGCACAAAAUAUACAUGCCACAUAUAGUGGAUGCAGUGUGUUUAGACAGGGGAGCAGUGUGUGUUUGUGUAGUGGAUGCAGCGUGUGUUUGUGUUGUGUGUGUGUGUGUUGAGGAUGCAAUGUGUGUUUGUGUAGUGGAUGCAGUGUGUAUUUGUCGAGUGUGUGUAGUGGAUGCAGUGUGUAUUAGUGUAGUGUGUAUAUAAUGAAAGCAGAGUGUUUGUGUAGUGUGUUGGUAGUGUGCAUAAAGUGAAUGCUGUAUAUACUAAAUGCAAAGUGUGUGUGUGUGUUUGUAUAGUGUGUGUAUAUAAUGCAUUGUGUUUGUGUAGUGUGCAUUAUAUAAACACACUACACAAACACACUGCAUUAUAUACACAAACUAUGCAAACACACUGCAUUAUAUACACACACUACACAAACACACUGCAUUAUAUGCAGUGUGUGUGUAUAUAAUGCAGUGUUUGUGUGUAGUGUGUGUAUAUAAUGCAGUGUUUGUGUGUAGUGUGUAUAUAAUGCAGUGUGUGUAUAUAAUGCAGUGUGUGUAUUUGUGUGCAUUGUAUACACACACACACACACACACACACACACUGCAUUAUAUACACAGUGUGUUUGUGUAGUGUAUGUGUAUAUAAUGGAGUGUGUGUGAGGGGGCAUUUUUUAUUAAAUUAUUAUUUUUUUAGAUUUAAUUAUUUUUGUUGUUGUCCCCCCUCCCUGCUUGUUUCCUGGCCAGGGAGGGGGGAUAUAGCAGUCCCUGGUGGUCCAGUGGAAUUGGCUGAGCUCUGGGGGGAGCGGCAUUAAGCGCUUACUCACCUCCCAGCAGCUCCUCCACCUCCCAGCAGCUCCUCCAGCUCCCCAGUUGCACUGGGGAGCUGGGGGAGCUGCGGCAAUAUCGGUAUCUGAAUUGGCCGAUACGAUAUUGCUGAAAAUACCGAAUAUCGGCCGAUUAUAUCGGUAAAACCGAUAAUCGGUCGAUCCCUAAAAUGAACCCUAGAGCUUUAGGAAUGUAAAUCUGUAUUCCUAAUGUUGUAGUUCCCCUGUUCCUACUCCUUUUCAGGUCACCCACCCCGGAUGCAAUAAAAAUGUAAUAAACUUAAGAUUUACUUACCUUUUUCCAGCACAGAGGCUUAGCUGUCCUCCCCAAGCGACCUCAUGUAGCACACAAGGCCUCCUCCGCGAUGGUCCAAUCUAAUACUCUUCAUAGAAGAGUAUUUGGGAACUGUUGUUGCAAGUGCCGCAUUGAAAAUUCUUCAUAGAAAAGCAUUAUAUCAAUGUUUUCCUAUUGGGUUGCCACAUGUUUUAAUUGGUCAGAGCAACUGAAGUGCCUCUAGUGCAUGUCAUACUAACAGCCACUAGAGGUGGUCGUAGUCCUGCAUUGUGAACAUUGCCCUUUCUCAAAAACUGUGGUGUUAUUUUUUUAGGGCUAAGGGGACAGGAUGACUACAGGGUUCCUUUAAAUUAAGGCACGUGAAAACAAAGGCUGAUAUUCAUCUAAUGCAUCAGUCUAAUUUUAUUUAAUGUUCAAGAUUUCAGAAGUUCUGUAUCCAUUGUGAUUUUUCUCAAGCCAUUUUGUGAAUGGGGAGAUAUUGAUUGGCUGAGAGCAUAAGCUGAUGCUACCAGCCAUUCAGUGGCUCUCCUGGCCAAAGCUUGUUCUUUCAAGAGUCUAAGCCGCAAUAAGGCACGAAUAUAUAAAGAAUUAAAAAAAAACAAACAAAGAUUCUGAACAGCGGAAGGACGGGGGAAGAGUUGGGUAUGGAACUUUGGACAUAAAUAGUUAUUGAACAGUUUAACCCCUGAAGUUAAGCUGACCCCAAGGACCUCCUGGCACCAUAACAACUUAAUUCAAAUGACAUUGUUAUGGUACCCUGAGCUUUCCUUUGAUCUGUACAUUGUGUUAGUAAUGUUUCAUUGAAAAUCUAUGCUCACCUGCUCAGUCCUAGAAUGCUAUGUAAAGCUGUGGUCAUUGCCUCCUCUGUGGAAAAUGUUGACAAGGCUAAUAUUAUGCAGUAGGGUAAGAUAUAAGGUUACAUUCCAUCCUUGGAGCUGUUAGAAAGAUGAAAAAUGUACAGCACCAGACCUGUGUAGAUUCACUAAGGCUAUACGUACAGUAUAGCGCUGUAGAAUAAUCCUUUAUAUUAUGGUAUUACUCUCCGCCUUUUGCCUAAGUUUGCCCUUUGCGCUGUAUCAGGACAAUUUGUUUGAACACAUGUGAUUGAGCCACACACGUUAUCUGGAUCUGUAUUCAUAUCUCUAUAUAGCUGUAAGUUAGGUCUAAAAAAAAAAAAAGUGUUAAACACAAUCGUCAAUAUUAAAUAAGAAUAUUUAUAUCAUUAACCAGUUGUUUGGUAUUGAAACUUGUAGAUGGAAUGUUUUUGUCAAUAGAGAGCCAACGUGCCACUUUUGCAUAGGCGAUGGAUGUUAAUAUGGGGCAGAAAUGCAGCAUGCAUUAGAAAUGUUAUUAAAAUAUAAUUUUAAUGAAAUUCUGCAUUUUGAAUGAACAGCAAACAGAACCGUGUACACAAAGUGUUACAGAGCAGACAAGAAGAAAAGUACCGUCAUUUUCAGUUCAUCACAAUCGCUAAAUAAACUUUCUAAAGUAUUGGUAAACCAUUAAAUGCAGACAAAGUAUGUGAUAUAAAGUAAUAAAUAACAAACAUACUUUAAUGGUAUAUAAAAAAAUAUAUAUACUGGUAAAAAAAAAUUAAAAAAUUUGUUGAAAUCCCUCAGCGUAUGUAGCCUCUUACAGGACCUGAAUAUGACAACAAAAGGCACGUUAAAUUGAAAGUUUUUUAUUUUAACUGAAACUUUUUUUUUUUUUUUUUUAAAGCUUGCCUGGGUUGUACUCUGCCUAUAAUUGUCUCUAGGUGUCUUCAGGCAUUUCAAAUAAGCAUUUCCUCUUCCUUGUACAGGAAUCUGGCUUUAAACAGAAAAAACAAAAAUCGGCAUUUCUCAUGGCAUGGUCAAAAUGGUUCUCGUGAGACUUUAGCUUGUGUUUGUGGCCUGCACUGUUUUUUCUGUUUUCCGUAGCCACAUGGUGGUCACUUCCACAUAUUUAACUUGGAAAGGUUGAAUGGUGACCUAUCAUAGGAACUGGAGGCUUUGAUGUGCUAGAUUGCAUUGUAGUGUUUUGCCAAUGGCAACCUCAGGGGUCCAUGCUUUACUCACAACUGAGUAAGUUUUCCUCUUCAGAUACUCAAGCAUUGAUGUAUUUAGCUUUAGGUCUGUGCUCUCUCCCAUAUACACUUUUCCACAUGCACUAGUUUUAUAUGUGGGAUGAAUAUGUGGUGAUAUUUUUUUUUUUUACAAUUAAGUUGAAUAUGUAGCAAUAUGUGCAUUUUCUAUAUUUAUGAAACAUUUGUCUGAAUUUUUUAAUUUUUUUUUUUUUUUUAUAUCCCUGUAAAAUGUAAACGUGUGAUUAUUAUGUAUGUGUUGUGGUUCGCAUGUGACAAUAUGAAGCUCAUUAUUGUUACUGGCAGCACUGCACAAUUGGGGGAAAAUACAUUAAAUUUAGACAGACCAAUACAAAAGGCAGUGAUGUUCUGGUCCGUAAGUUGAGAUCUAGCCACUGUUGUUCUCUUAUACGAAUACUUGCUAGAUAGCCUGUGAGCUUACAUUCUUGAAGAGUUUAAAAUGGGGAGUUGAGACCAGAGGUAGCAGCGUAAAUAUAAAAUUGACGGCAGAGAGAAUGAAAGGAUAAUUGCAUCCACUGGUAACAUGUAAAAGGAAUGAGGGGACUGAGUGUGAUGUCAAACAGCUGGAAUAGUAUGCUAUUAAUUUAGAAGGAAUAUGGGUAGAUAGUGUUUAGUGGACAUGAAAUGGCUCUGUUUCUAUUGGUCAAAGGAACAGGAAUGGAGAUAGUUAUUUGAAGGUAUUUACUGCUGGGAGGGACAAGGAAUGGAGGGUGAAGUGGUAAAACAAACAAUGCUGCUCAAAGGUUCUGAGGUAAACUUUGGAAAAUGUGUACUAUUGAAUGGAGGGAUGGAACCAGUGAACACCAGGCACUAGAACCAAUACAUUGAAUGAGAUGAAGUGGUUAUAGUACCUAGAGUGUCCCUUUAAUUACAUUUGUUUUAUUUACCUAAAUGGACCGUGUUAUUUAAAAUACAUUAAAGGCACACUAUAGGGUCAGGAACACAAACAUGUAUUCCUGAACCCUGUAGUGUUAAAAACACUAUCUGGCCCCCUUUGCCCCAGUAAAUAUCAUAAAAUCUUACCUUUAUUCCAGUUUCCUGGUGCUGGCUCUACCCCUGAUCUGCCUUCUUGGCUGACAUCGUCAGAGGUGAUGACUCAGACAACCACAAUGCUUUCUUUUCUUUGAAAAGUCAGUUUAUUGCAAAAGGCCUGCAGGGAAUAAUUAUACUCACUAGAACAACUACAUUAAGCUGUAGUUGUUCUGGUGGCUAUAGUGUCCCUUUAACAGUUCCAAACAUUUAAAAAAAAAAAAAAUGUUAAAAAAAAUCUCAUGAUCAUGCAACUGCAUUUUUUUUCUAUUAAUGAAUUGAUUGGCAGUAAUGACAGUUCCAUUUUUAAAAAUAAUUGCAAAUGCUGUGUUUUAUCAUUUUACAGAAGUAACCUUUCUUUCUUUUAAUUCCUUAGAUGAUGGUGAAAGACUCUUGAUAAAGUCAGCCAAUGUGACAUCCAAGGAAAUGCUGUCGGCUUUGAAUGCUAAAUGUGUGUCCAAAGACUCCCAGGCAAAAGAAACGGGGAGAAAAUAGCAAAUCAAUAGUUUUUUUUUUUUUUUUUUGCAAACCAUUUUCAUCAAGAAAAUACAAGAGCAGCAGUAGCAGACUCAUAAUUAUCAUGUCAUGUCCUGAUUGGCAGUUCACAUGUCUCCGGUUAUAGUCCUAAACAACCGAAGACGAAAAUGUGAUGUUUGUAUCUUUAAACUCUUUAAUAAUUGUUACGUAGCUCAUUAUUGUUGUUGAAUGUGCCCUUGUAUAUAACGCCAUCUGUCUAAUUAUACCGAAAAUUAAAGAUGGUAUUUAUUUUUUUUGUUGUUGUCACACAGGAAUUCUUGAAAUGUAAAUAUGGAGAAGCCAUUAAAAGAAGAAAAAUACACAAUAAUACCAAAUAUUGAAUUGGCAGUAAUUUUCUGUGUGGGAUAGUCACGCUGGAUUCCCCAAAUAAUUAAAAUACACUGUGUAAAACGCACGAGUUUGGCUCUGGAAAACAAAUUUAAAAUCAGUUUUUAUAAUCAAAAAAAUAAAGUAUGGAAAUAUUUGUGAUAAUGCAUUUAAA
This is a messenger RNA of Pelobates cultripes (western spadefoot toad), 9983 nucleotides long. The record is from the annotation of a GenBank genome assembly. Lineage: Eukaryota; Metazoa; Chordata; Amphibia; Anura; Pelobatidae.